This is a messenger RNA of Melopsittacus undulatus (budgerigar), 2532 nucleotides long. It is a transcript of the gene PYGM, whose product is annotated as glycogen phosphorylase, muscle associated. Gene Ontology annotation, biological process: glycogen catabolic process. Bases 1 to 2532 code for a protein of 843 amino acids. Gene Ontology annotation, molecular function: pyridoxal phosphate binding; glycogen phosphorylase activity. The record is from RefSeq and is a predicted model, not a curated record. The transcript is spliced from 20 exons. NCBI's taxonomy places the organism in Eukaryota, Metazoa, Chordata, Aves, Psittaciformes, Psittaculidae. Gene Ontology annotation, cellular component: cytoplasm.
AUGUCCCGGCCGCUGAGCGACCAGGAUCGCCGGCGCCAGAUCAGCGUCCGGGGCCUGGCGGGACCGGAGAACGUGGGGGAGCUGAAGAAGAGCUUCAACCGGCACCUGCACUUCACCCUGGUCAAGGACCGGAACGUGGCCACCACCAGGGACUACUACCAGGCCCUGGCACACACUGUGCGGGACCACCUGGUGGGGAGGUGGCUGCGGACACAGCAGUACUACUAUGAGAAGGACCCUAAGCGCAUCUAUUACCUGUCCCUGGAGUUCUACAUGGGCCGCACACUGCAGAACACGAUGGUGAACCUGGGGCUGCAGAGCGGCUGCGAUGAGGCCAUGUACCAGCUGGGGCUGGACAUGGAGGAGCUGCAGGAGAUCGAGGAGGACGCAGGGCUGGGCAAUGGAGGCCUGGGGAGGCUGGCGGCCUGCUUCCUGGACUCCAUGGCCACCCUGGGCCUGGCUGCCUAUGGCUACGGGAUCCGCUAUGAGUUCGGGAUCUUCAACCAGAAGAUCUCGGGGGGGUGGCAGGUGGAGGAGGCUGAUGAUUGGCUGCGUUAUGGGAACCCCUGGGAGAAGGCUCGUCCUGAAUACACCAUCCCCGUUCACUUCUAUGGGCGCGUGGAGCACGGCCCCGAUGGCGUCCGAUGGCUGGAUACCCAGGUGGUGCUGGCGCUGCCGUAUGACACCCCCGUCCCCGGGUACCGCAACAACACCGUCAAUACCAUGAGGCUGUGGUCGGCACGGGCACCCUGCGACUUCAACCUGAAGGACUUCAAUGUCGGGGGGUACGUCCAGGCUGUGCUGGACCGGAACCUGGCUGAGAACAUCUCCCGGGUGCUGUACCCCAAUGACAAUUUCUUCGAGGGCAAGGAGCUGCGGCUCAAGCAGGAGUACUUCGUGGUGGCAGCCACACUACAUGACAUCGUCAGACGCUUCAAGUCUGCCAAGUUCGGGAGCCGCGAUGCGGUCAGGACCUCGUUCGAGUCCUUCCCCGACAAGGUUGCCAUCCAGCUCAAUGACACCCACCCCUCUCUGGCCAUCCCGGAGCUGAUGCGGAUCCUGGUGGAUGAGGAGAAGCUCGGCUGGGACAAGGCCUGGGCCAUCACAGUCCGCACCUGUGCCUACACCAACCACACGGUGUUGCCGGAGGCUCUGGAGCGUUGGCCUGUGCGGCUGUUGGAGACGCUGCUGCCGCGACACCUGGAGAUCAUCUAUGAGAUCAACCAGCGCUUCCUGGACCGGGUCUAUGCCGCGUUCCCUGGUGACCACGAGCGGCUCCGUCGCAUGUCCCUGGUGGAGGAGGGAGCAGUGAAGAGGGUGAACAUGGCUCAUCUGUGCAUCGUGGGCGCGCACGCGGUCAAUGGGGUGGCCCAGAUCCACUCCGACAUCCUCAAGACCAGCGUGUUCAAGGAUUUCUAUGAUCUGGAGCCUGAGAAGUUCCAGAACAAGACCAAUGGGAUCACACCAAGGCGCUGGCUCCUGCUCUGCAACCCAGGGCUGGCUGAUGUCAUCGCCCAGCGCAUCGGUGAAGGCUUCGUCUCAGACCUGGACCAGCUCCAGAAGCUCCGAAACUUCGUGGAUGACGAGAGCUUCAUCCGGGACGUGGCGGCCGUCAAGCAGGAGAACAAGGUGAAGUUCGCGGCGCUGCUGGAGCGCGAGUAUGGGGUGCGGGUGAAUCCGGCCUCGCUCUUCGACGUGCAGGUCAAGCGCAUCCAUGAGUACAAGCGGCAGCUGCUGAACUGCCUGCACAUCAUCACCCUGUACAACAGGAUCAAGAAGGACCCCAACAAACCCAUAGUGCCCCGAACCAUCAUGAUUGGGGGCAAGGCCGCCCCCGGGUACCACAUGGCCAAGAUGAUCAUCAAACUGGUGACGUCCAUCGGGGAUGUUGUGAACCAUGAUCCGGCUGUAGGCGACCGGCUGCGGGUGUUGUUCCUGGAGAACUACCGCGUGUCGCUGGCUGAGAAGGUGAUCCCGGCCGCAGACCUGUCGGAGCAGAUCUCCACCGCGGGCACCGAGGCCUCGGGCACCGGGAACAUGAAGUUCAUGCUCAAUGGGGCUCUGACCAUCGGCACCAUGGACGGGGCCAACGUGGAGAUGGCAGAGGAGGCAGGGGAGGAAAACCUCUUCAUCUUCGGCAUGCGCGUGCCCGACGUGGAGGAGCUCGACAGGAAGGGGUACUGUGCCCGGGAGUUCUAUGACCGGCUCCCGGAGCUGCGCCAGGCUCUGGACCAGCUCAGCUCUGGCUUCUUCAGCCCCCGACAGCCGGAUCUGUUCCGGGACAUUGUCAACAUGCUCCUGAACCAUGACCGGUUCAAGGUGUUUGCAGACUAUGAGGCUUACAUCAAGUGCCAGGAGAAAGUCAGUGAGCUCUACAAGAACCCCCGUGAAUGGACCCGCACCGUGAUCCGGAACGUGGCGGCCGCCGGCAAGUUCUCGAGCGACCGCACGAUCGCGCAGUACGCUCGCGAGAUUUGGGGCGUGGAACCCUCGCGAGAGCGGAUCCCUGCCCCCGAUGACCCGAGAGUGUAA